This is a messenger RNA of Rodentolepis nana, 450 nucleotides long. The record is from the annotation of a GenBank genome assembly. NCBI's taxonomy places the organism in Eukaryota, Metazoa, Platyhelminthes, Cestoda, Cyclophyllidea, Hymenolepididae.
AUGAAUUAUUGUUACGACAGUCCUUUGAUCUGGCCGCAAAUCGAUAUUCCAAAAGAGGAGAUCUUUGUGUCCGAAUCAAAGAGCAGCGUGAAACCGGAAGAGAUUGGAUCUCUAACUCCUGCCAACACUGGUUCCUAUCAUCUCUACCGUUUUGUGCAUGCCUUUGAGGGAGCAGAGUGCAGUUCUGUUGUGUUCCUACACACUAUUCCGGGCUAUCAGAGUCCCAUCAAAGAACGUAUGCUUUACUCCAGUUGUAAAGGAAACCUAAUCGACUCUCUCACUCGUCAUUAUGGCAUUGAGAUCCAACGAAAGUUGGAAAUCGAGGACUUUAAGGAACUCACAUCGGUAUUUUUAAUUGACACUCUACAUCCAAAGGAGGUCGAAACACCACUCUCCUUUUCCCGUCCAAAAGGACCUGCUGGCCGGGGUCCACGACGUCUAAUUCGAUAA